Molecule: messenger RNA, 3936 nt
Organism: Amoebophrya sp. A120
Lineage: Eukaryota; Dinophyceae; Syndiniales; Amoebophryaceae
Source: the annotation of a GenBank genome assembly
CAUAAUUCAUCUUGUUAGUAAGUAGCUAUAGGAUAGAUGUGCCCACAAAUCCUCUUGUACACUGCUAAAUAUCGCCAAUUUUCUUCAAUUCUGAAAAUUUUGAAAAAAUGAAAUUUUUUGUCAUUUUUUGAGACAUGUAAUUUUUCAAGGUUUUGGGAAGUGCAAACCUUUGAUGGACGAUUGAAGAUACAAAAAGAUUGCGCUUCCAGCUGUUUUGCUUCCGAUUUUGGACCUAUCCCUUGAGAACUUGUGGCGCCUGUUUUUUCAUGUUUUUUCAGAAUUCCUGAAAAACUUGGAUUGACCAAGGGGAGGAUGGCGGUGGUCCCAACGUAGGAGCCUAUUCUAAAACGGACAGUGAGCAUGCUUGCAGUGCCGCCUAGGUCUGGCGUGAACAAGCGCUAUCGAUUAGCAAGGGGCUCCGUAUCUUCUUGCGAUGCAGAAGUAUAGUGCCAGCCCGCGGAAAAUGACUGGGGAACCAGGCGCGGAGUUAGGGCAGCGCGUCAGCCGCGCGGAGGCUAAGCAUCUCAGCAGACGCGGCCCGCGAUCGCUAUCCGAUUCGCUUACCAGGUACUUCACGGACCUCGCGACGCAGGCCGGUGACUUUACAAAGCGGCCCCCUGCGCGGGGAGGGGCGCGCAACCUUUUGCGCGGCUUUUCAUGGCGCUAUCGCUCGCCAGAUUGUGCAUACCAGACCGCGCGGCAGCUGCGGAUCUCGGCCAAUCUGGAAUGGCGUCCCGCGCAUAGGGUGCCCGCGUCCGGGCGGCUUUUUUGGGAACGCCCAAAACUCGGCCCCGCCGUUCUUGCGCGCGACCGCCGGGUCCGGCUCGGUAAUAAAAAAGGAUACCCAGGGGCCCCGCGGCUCGCGGUGGUCCUUUCCCGCCGUCGCGGCAUUAGCGGAACGGCGGAGCCUCUGUCGGGCCGCGGCUACUCGCGAAAAUAGCCUGCGGGCUGGCAGGGUGGCACGGUUUAUCUCUGCGCCACAAUAUAAGUGCGGGCUUGGGCCGCGCGAUCUGCCACAAGGAGGCGCUCGGCCACUUGGUCUUCGUUGUCCACUUCUGCUUUGCAUCAAUACUCCAUCGGGAAGGUCCCGCCAGCUCGCAGUUCCCCACCGUGGUCGUUUCGCGCUGACUUUAGGAGAGCAGGAAAGGCGAUCGAUCAUUGAUCAGAAUGACAAGAAAGGCUCGGACGCAGAUCCUUAGACGCGGGACACGAAGCCCGGUGCUGAUGGUCCGUUUGUCGCGUGUUCACCCCUGCGCAGCACAGGUAAAAAUGGUCAUGGUGCCUCAUCUUUCCCGAAGCAAAGGAGCGGACCAAAAUCUCAGAUGAAAUUUUUCGCUCAUACUGAAAACUGCUCUACGAGGAUUGAGAAAGCUUCUCCCGCGCACAAAAUUUAUUAUUUUUCGACUGCUAAGUACUAUGAUCAGCCCGAGGAUUUCUAGUCUUUAGAAGUAGGACACCCACGCCAGUGAACUGGAAGCGACACUGGGAGACACAACACUCAAAUACCUUGACCAAGACGUACAACAAGUGUCCCGAGGUUCCACUUUUAUUUCGCGAUACAGAAUUAUGUCGUGCAGCAGCUCCGCCGGCGGCCGGCGCGACUCCGGCACCGCGACGGAGUCUUCCUCGCGCAGCUCCUUUUGCGGGACCGACUGCCCGUGCGACCAGAAGACCACCGCGUCCCUGACCGACCUGGAGCCCCCGACCCCACUCGACCUGCUCGUCAUCGGCGCCGGGCCGCACGCGCUGUCGCUGCUCACCCGGCUGAUCGACGACGAGCCCGAUUUGAUGACCGAGUUGGAGAGGAGCUACAUCAUGGAGAACAGCAAGCGGUUCCGGUCGUUCACGCAGGUCCGGAAUCACUUGAAGAAAAAAUUUGAAAACACGUCCACCUCCACCCUCGUCGUGGACACGCACGGGCGGUGGAUGGCGCAGUGGGAGGCAGACUUCGACGCGUUCGGGAUCCACCACCUGCGGUCACACGAGCACCUCCACCCGGACCCCCACGACUUCCAAGCCCUCGCCGUGUGGGCGGACAUGCAGCGGCGGGAGGCGGAGCUCCGGGAGAUGCGGUGCGUGGACCGCGACCAGUGCCGCCACAAGGGCUACUACGGGCCCUUCGUCACGCCGAGCACGAAAUUGUUCUUGGACUUCUGCGCGAACGUGGUCGAUCGGUACGGCCUGGGGGACGUCGUGACCAAGGGAACCGUGCAGGAGGUGCGGAUCUUGGAGGAGAAUGAUCUUCUAGACGAGGACCAAGUCAGUACCGCCAGCCCGGAAGAUCUUGAACUAGAUUCUUUGGAAACAAGAACACAACGGCCAAACGGCACGACAACAGAGCCUUCUCCAUCUGCGGCUGGCCUGGCUAAUAAUCCGGCGGGGAUGAAAAAGAACAACAAAAAACUUUCCGAGGUCUUCCUUGCCGACGGCCGAAGAUUCCUCGCAAAGCACGUCGUCUGCGCGAUGGGCCCGGGUCCGGCGUUCCAGGGCAUGCGCGCGACCCUGCCGUGGUGGGCGGAAGGGCUGGAGAAAGCGUUGGCCGCAGCGGGAAAGGACGCGGAGGAGUAUCACAUCGUGGACGAGUUUGACGCGGAGGAUGGAAGGUCGGAGGAAAGUAGCCCAAAGAAAAAUGAUCUCCUUCAAGAUGGACAAAGCCCAACAGCAACCACCAAAGCCAGUACUCGCUCCUCCUCUUCCUCUUCCAAAAUCCCGAUUCCAAUCCCCCACCGCAUGCAGCACUCGCAGGCGCUCAGCAACUGGCUGCGAGAACCGAUUUCCAAACAAGUUUUGGAAAACCGAAAGGUUCUCGUGGUCGGUGGCGGACAAACUUCUGCGCAUUUAGCCCAGCUCGCCCUGGUCCGCGGCUGCGCCGCCGUGACGCUCUGCUCGCGGCGGCAGAUCACGAAGAAGCCCUACGACGUCGACGUCGCGUACGUGGGAUAUCGCCGGCCGCACUUUCUGCAGAAGUUUUGGCAGCUGGAGGACUUUCGGAGGAGAAAAGAGUUCAACGCGAAGCUCCGGGCGGGCGGCAGCAUGUCCGCGGACACCUAUUCGGAGUUGAUCAACAUGUCAUCUCGGUCGAGAAGCUCGUCCGACAAGUUCGACGACGAGGAGGGAGAGAAGAGGCAAAUGGGCUCUUUGGAAUUAACCGAGGAAAACGAGGUGGUUCAGGCACACUGGUGCUCCUCCGACCAAAAAAUCCACAUCCGGUUUGAGGACGGGAAACUGCAAAAAUUCGACUUUGUCUGGCUCGCGACCGGGGGGAAUUUUGAUAUGGAGCUGGUGCCCGUCUUCGCCGCGCUCCAAAAACAACACCCCAUCCCCUGCAUCGACGGCUUGCCGCAGCUCCAACCCGAUCUCCGGUGGGCAAAGGACGUGCCGUUGUACGUGAUGGGCGCGUAUGGAUUGCAAAAAUGUCUGGGUCUGGAAACUUGUAAUGCUGCGCUCGGAAUAAUGAAUGCUCUGUAAUGCACAGCCAAGCAUGAGAAAUAUCUGCGCCUCUUUGUGUUGCGUUUUUCGCAUGACAAACUGCGUUUUUGCAUGACAUGCGAAAGGGUCUCUUCUCGGACACGCAUCACAAAUUUUUUGGUCAUGCCAGACAAGCAUGACAAAUCUCGCAAUCUUCCAGACCCAGACAUUUUUGCAUUUGAUAGCGCGUUUGCGCAGUUGCAGCUCGGUGCCGACGCGCUGAACUUGGCCGGAGCGAGAAGCGGCGGGGUGGUUGUCGCUAGGGCUUUGUUGGAGGCGGGUGUCGGGGGAGGGCAGCAGGCAUCCAGCUCUACUUCUCGUCUUGCGGAUUCCGAGAAGUACGCGAAGAAGAAGGCGGAGAAGGAAAUGAAACGACUGGCAAAGAAGGGCGCGAACCGAAUGGUGACGGGGGGCAGAGUGGAUGAGAACGGCGAGUGGGUCAAGCGGUGCUGUCCCGAUCACGACUGA